AUGACUUUUAAUAACAACCAAUCAAAUAUUGCAAAUACCCUUCAUUUCAAAAUAAAAGAUUUCAAUAAACUUAAAAAUAAUCAUUUAUUAACACUUAUGAAUAUAUCAACUAAACCCUUUAUGAAUGAAAAUGAACAACCUUUACAACAACCUAAUCAACUAAUAGAAAAACUUAGAGGUAGUAUUGAAUCUGUUCCUGAAGGAAUAGAUAGAAAUGUCUCUGUUAAAGUUGAUGAAAAUUCUCAUUAUGUUGUCACUCUUCCUAAUGAAAUAAAUCCUUAUAAAAUUUGUAGACGUUGCCAAGAAUAUAUUUCAAGUGAAAUGUCAAGUUUUAAGAGUGAUUUAACGAAUUUAGUUGAUUGUGGGUUAAGUCAAUAUUGUCAAGGCAAUGGGUUAAAUGAAGACAAAGAGAUAUUUAGUAACGAUGGUUGUGAUUUUAGUAUUGAUAAAGAAAAAUUUCUUUAUCUUGUUACAAAUUCUGAAAGAGAAUUUAUGUCCAAUUUUUAUGCAGAAAAAGGAAGGACAGUAAAUGGUUCUAUGAGAGCUAAAGUCAUUCAAAUGCUCAUGGAAGAAAAUAGUCAUGAAACAAAUUUUAUCAUUGACCAAGCUGUAGCAAUUUUUGAUCAUUUUUUAGCUGUAACACCAAAUUUUGCAGUAGAAUCAUUACAAUUACUUGGAUAUGUUGCUUAUGAUAUUGCAUCUAAAAUGGAUAGAUUUAAUAGUCAAAUUUUAUAUAUGUGUAAUUCUAGAUUAAUGUGGUCAGAACAAGAAGUAUAUGACUUUGAAUUAACAGUAUUAGAUACUCUUUAUUUCAAAACAACAUAUGUUACCAUUUAUUCUUUUUUUACUCAAUUAUUAAAUUUAUUUGAUAUUAUUUUACCACCAUCAUUUAACUCAACAAUAAUUUUUCCUUAUGUUUAUGCUACAUUACUCUCAUCAGAAUUCCUUAAUACUUCAGUUCCAAUUCUUGGUACUUCUCUUUUAUUAUAUUGUAUUAAUCAACAAGGUGCUUUCAAUUUUCGAGACAAUGAAUCUUAUGAAUAUAUACUUCCUAAUAUUAAAAAAAUAUGUGAUUUUUACAAUAUUUCAUUUAAUAAAUUAGAAAAAAUUACUGACACAAUUAGUUCAUUCACACAAUUUUUAUUAAAACACGGACAAUUACCUAAUUUCCAAUAUAUACAACAGGUAUUUCUAUAA
Molecule: messenger RNA, 1197 nt
Organism: Entamoeba histolytica HM-1:IMSS
Lineage: Eukaryota; Evosea; Mastigamoebida; Endamoebidae
Exons: 2
Coding region: 1-1197 (398 amino acids)
Biological process (GO): mitotic cell cycle phase transition; regulation of cyclin-dependent protein serine/threonine kinase activity
Cellular component (GO): nucleus; cytoplasm; cyclin-dependent protein kinase holoenzyme complex
Molecular function (GO): cyclin-dependent protein serine/threonine kinase regulator activity
Source: RefSeq, a predicted model, not a curated record